Messenger RNA from Capronia epimyces CBS 606.96, 1110 nucleotides. RefSeq lists its product as uncharacterized. Lineage: Eukaryota; Fungi; Ascomycota; Eurotiomycetes; Chaetothyriales; Herpotrichiellaceae. The record is from RefSeq and is a predicted model, not a curated record. Bases 1 to 1110 code for a protein of 369 amino acids. Gene Ontology annotation, molecular function: RNA binding. The transcript has a single exon.
AUGAGCGUCCUAGAUGUGAAUACUACUGAUGAUGAGAGAAAGAGUCGAAAGAGAGAUGCAGACACGGCGGAAAUCGAGAUUGACAUUGAUGCACCAGAACCUCCGUCUAAGAAGGCAUUGCGGAAAGCAAAGAGAGCAAAAACAUCAAUAAAGAACGACUCAGUCCUAAAGACUGACGCGACUAGACCGUCUGCAAAUCUUCCAAACGAAACCCGUGAGAAUACGAAGCGUUCCGGAUUUGGCAUUUGGAUAGGAAAUCUAGCAUUCAGUACGACCAAGGACGACCUCGUCAAGUUCUUCACCCAGAAUUCAAAGAAUAUCAUUCAUGAAGACCAAAUUACACGAAUCCAUCUACCUCAGGGACAGCCAAAAUUUGGUAAGCCUGCAAACAAAGGAUUUGCCUAUGUUGACGUUUCCGAUGAAAACACUCUUCAAACCGCUCUGGAGUUCAGCGAGGGCCUUCUUGGUGGACGUCGAGUUCUGAUCAAGAACGCCAAGGACUUCGAAGGCAGACCCGAGCAGAAAAAGGGAUCAGAGGGACGGCAGACGCUCCCCCCAAGCAAGCGCAUCUUCGUGGGCAAUUUGGGCUUCGACACCACUGUGGAAGAGCUCGAGGAGCACUUUGGUAUCUGUGGACCAGUACUGCACACCCACAUGGCCACGUUCGAAGAUACGGGGAAAUGCAAAGGCUUUGCCUGGAUCGACUUUGAGCAGCUAUCAUCGGCCGAAUCUGCAAUGCGAGGCUGGGUUGAACCCCGACGCACCGGCGAUGGACUUCCUACAAACAAUCGAUUUUCGAGGCAGAGGAUUUGGCUUCAUACUCUGAAAGGCAGGAAGUUGAGAAUGGAAUUCGCAGAGGACAAAGCUACUCGCUAUCAAAAGCGAUAUGGAAAGCAGGCGAAAUUGGCAAACUCCGGGCAAGGGCCUGACACUGAGGCAGAGGAACCGAUACAAGAGGUCGCCGCGGACGCAACGGCCACACCCGUUCUGCAAGAUCCUGAUAAAGGGAAGAGAAAGAGGGCUGGUGGGAGAUAUGGAGAAGAGACAGUGCAGAAGUUGACCGGAGCCAUUGUCGAAAGCAAAGGUCAACGAAUCGUGUUUGAAGAAUGA